Beauveria bassiana ARSEF 2860 is the source of this 1470-nucleotide messenger RNA. RefSeq names its product mannan polymerase II complex ANP1 subunit. Gene Ontology annotation, molecular function: alpha-1,6-mannosyltransferase activity. Gene Ontology annotation, cellular component: mannan polymerase complex. The record is from RefSeq and is a predicted model, not a curated record. NCBI's taxonomy places the organism in Eukaryota, Fungi, Ascomycota, Sordariomycetes, Hypocreales, Cordycipitaceae. The transcript has 5 exons. Bases 1 to 1470 code for a protein of 489 amino acids. Gene Ontology annotation, biological process: cell wall mannoprotein biosynthetic process; protein N-linked glycosylation.
AUGAUGCCCAGACAUCACUCCGGAGGGUUUGCCAAUGGCUACCCAAGAGGUGAUACCUUUGAUAUCUCGCCGCACAGAUUCCAACCUCGCGCAGGCGGUCCCGCGUCUCGCCGUCGCAGAAAGCUUCUUGUGCGCAUCGGCAUUGCGGCUGUUUUAGUCACAGCGCUAUGCCUAUUUUUCAGACCCUCGAUCUCGAUCGCGUCUGUCUUUUCACUGGGUUUCCUCGGUGGCGACCCCGACUUCGACCUCGAAACUGUGCGGUACUACGAUCUGAACAGCGUUGGCGGAACUGCCCGAGGAUGGGAGAGAGAAGAGCGCAUUCUUCUCUGCGUCCCGCUCCGUGAUGCGUCCGCGCAUCUGCCCAUGUUCUUCUCGCAUCUGCGCAAUUUUACCUACCCGCACAACCUGAUUGAUCUGGCUUUCCUGGUUUCCGACUCCAAGGACAACACACUUCAACUAUUGGUCGACAACAUGAAUUUGAUCCAAAAUGAUGAUGACCCCAGACAACCUUAUGGAGAGAUUUCCAUCAUCGAAAAGGACUUUGGUCAAAAGGUCAACCAGGACGUUGAAAGUCGUCAUGGUUUCGCCGCCCAGGCCAGCCGUAGAAAACUCAUGGCCCAGGCCAGAAACUGGCUUCUCAGUGCCGCUCUUCGCCCAUACCAUUCGUGGGUCUAUUGGCGAGAUGUUGAUGUCGAGACAGCCCCCUUCACCAUUCUUGAGGAUCUGAUGCGGCACAACAAGGAUGUUAUCGUACCUAACGUCUGGCGACCCCUACCCGACUGGCUUGGCGGCGAGCAGCCGUACGACUUGAACUCUUGGCAAGAGUCUGAGACGGCUCUCGCGCUUGCCGACACCUUGGAUGAAGAUGCUGUAAUUGUCGAAGGAUAUGCCGAGUACGCUACCUGGAGACCGCACCUUGCCUAUCUCCGCGAUCCCUACGGCGACCCCGACAUGGAAAUGGAAAUCGACGGCGUCGGUGGUGUCAGUAUUCUAGCUAAGGCAAAGGUAUUCCGCAGUGGUGUCCAUUUCCCAGCCUUUAGCUUUGAGAAGCACGCUGAGACUGAAGGGUUUGGCAAGAUGGCGAGAAAGAUGAAGUUUUCCGUGGUUGGACUGCCUCACUACACCAUUUGGCAUCUUUACGAGCCUAGUGUGGACGAUGUUAAGCACAUGGAGGAAAUGGAGGCUGAGCGAAAACUCAAGGAGAAGGAAGAGGAAGAGAGGAGGCUCAAGGAGCAGACGCUCAAAGAGACCUUUGGUGACAGCCAGAGGGAGUGGGAACAAGACAAGGUUCAGAUGCAAAGCCUUGAGUCUCAGCGCAAGGCUGACCAGGCAGCGCAAGUGCCUAAGGCUGGCCAGGCAGCGGAAGAGCCCAAGGCUGGCCAGGCAGUACAAGAGCCCAAGGCCGGACUGGCAGCGCAAGAGCCAAAGGGUGCCGCUGCCAAGGCUGCGGACGCCGCUGGCGGCAAAUAA